This is a messenger RNA of Aspergillus terreus NIH2624, 1716 nucleotides long. RefSeq lists its product as uncharacterized. The transcript is spliced from 3 exons. The coding region runs from base 1 to 1716 and encodes 571 amino acids. The record is from RefSeq and is a predicted model, not a curated record. NCBI's taxonomy places the organism in Eukaryota, Fungi, Ascomycota, Eurotiomycetes, Eurotiales, Aspergillaceae.
AUGGAGCCGGAUAAUCUGCAGGCAGCAUCUACUUACAUUAAUAAUGUGCUCCUCGCCCGAGGUCUGCUGAAGAAUGGACGACCGAUCGAUUUCGCAGAGCCGGAGAACGAAGAGGGUGGCACUGGGGCUACAAUGGGGAGAAUCAUCAACCUGGUGAACGAUCUGGUUUUGCGGCGGGAUCGCGAGGCAGAACAUCGAGAGAAUCUAGCAACCACAAUCCGCGCGCUACGCACCGAAGAUUCCCAGAAGACAGUUGAAAUAGAGAAACUCAAGGCGAAAGCUUCUGAAUUAACCCGCGCGCUGGCCCUUGCCGAGGCUCAAGAACGAUCAUUGAAAUCCAACGUUGCGCACACCGAUGCGACCAUCAGAGGGCUCAAGGAGCAGGUACAGCGCAUGAAAACUACGAUACAGCAAGUCCGAGCACAGUGCGCAAAUGACAUUCGCAAACGUGAUUUGGAAAUGCAAAGGCUAAAGUCUCACCUGUCCGACCGACAGCGUGGGAAGCGGGAAGGCCUGGGAGUGACAACCAUCAAUAUCAACCCCGCCGUUGACCGAGCAUCUAAAGCGAAGUUCUCUUCUGGUGGAGAAGGCCUCCAUGAUCCAGGCUAUAGUCUCAGACAAGAGACCAACGACUUCCUCACCGAACUGUGUCAGAAUCUGAGUGAUGAGAACGACAGCUUGAUUAUGCUCGCACGCAACACCGUUCAAACGUUGAAGGACCUCCAGGGCUUGCCCGAGAUGGACGAUGACGAUGAGUAUUCCAACGGAACAGUCAGCAUUGGAACCCAUAAGUCGUCGCACGGGCCUGUGACUGCUCUGCCCGCGUCAUGCGAAGAGUUAUCGUCUCAGAUGGAUAGAGUGCUUGAACAUCUCAGAAACCUUCUUACCAACCCCUCUUUCGUACCUCUCGAAGAGGUGGAAGUCCGAGACGAGGAAAUCAAGAGACUGCGUGAGGGCUGGGAGAAGAUGGAGGGUCGCUGGAAGCAGGCGGUCACUCUAAUGGAUGGCUGGCAUAAGCGACUUGCUGAUGGCGGAGGCUCUAUUCAGGCCGAGGAACUCCGCAUGGGAAUGACGCUGAACCUUAGCGUUGACUCGGUACGCGAUGUGCCGAUGGAUGAGGGAGACAAUAUCAUGCCAUCGCCGAUUUUCGAAGACCGCGACGCCGAAGAAGAGGCUGCGGGCCAGGUCAAGCUUGUGGACCAAAACAGAGUUGGUGGCGGCGGACAGGAACUAGGAAAAGGUCAAGCAACAUCUGAUCGGGCUCUCAAAGAGCGGAGCGACAACAUACGGUCCAAACGCUCUCCACGAAAAGUCUCUUUCACAUCUGCUCUGCAGGAAUGCCCAGAUGAGUCUGGCAGAGAGGAGGAUGAAACGUUACCUGUUAAAGCUCACCGUUCGGAUGCUGUAACACGCAGACCAUCAAAGAAGAAGUCCGACGCUAAGUCCGUCCGUCCAAGUCCAGGCGAGCCGAGGACCCGCACAAGGGAUACGUCAAAACCCGAGCAGCAACCGAGCACUCAGACUCGCAUGAGCGUUCCUCAGAAGCUAGCGGCCGCCGAGAGUGAGGCUCGAGCUGCAGAACAAGCUCGCAAGGAGAGUGAAAGCCGGAAGAGAAGCCGGGCCGCCAAAGCGAGUAGCAAACGAAACCAAGAUCGACGGAGGAGCACUCUGACCAGCGACGAGCUUGGAGAGCUGAUGGGAAUGCCGACAGCUUGA